Messenger RNA from Danio aesculapii, 795 nucleotides. RefSeq names its product SLAM family member 9-like. The transcript is spliced from 4 exons. Lineage: Eukaryota; Metazoa; Chordata; Actinopteri; Cypriniformes; Danionidae. Bases 1 to 795 code for a protein of 264 amino acids. The record is from RefSeq and is a predicted model, not a curated record.
AUGCUCAAACUGAAGAAAAUGAUUCACCUGAUUGUCUUCAAUCUGACUCUGUUGCAUCUAUUUGGUGUGUCUGGUGCUGUAACAGUGAAGCCAGUGAUGGUUGGAGAAUCAGUCACUCUAGAAAUACAGGGGUAUGGGGAAAUCGAGUGGAAGUUUGGACAUCAUGGCACUCUUAUAGCUCACAUCAACAGCUAUAAAAUCACAUUGCAUGAUGAUGUUCUUGAUGGGAGUUUCAGAGGCAGACUGACGCUGGAUAAGACUGGAUCUCUGACCAUCAACAACACCAGAAUAACAGACUCUGGAGAUUAUGAAGUAAUCAACACCAGCACAGGCAUGCUACUCAACAUAUUUAAGCUGACUGUCCAUGCUCCUCUUCCGAUUCCUGUUAUUUCCACUUUCCUAACUCCAUGCUCAAAUACAUCAUCAGUGUCCAGCUGUGUGCUGAUGUGUUCAGUGGUCAAUGUGAGGUUUGUGAGUCUCUCCUGGUACAAAGGAAACAGUGUAUUGUACAACUUCAGUGUGUCUGAUGUCGGCAGUAUCUCCCUAAAGCUAGAGGUGGAAUAUCAGGAUAACAGCAGCUACAGCUGUGUGGUCAACAACCCCAUCAGCAAUCUGUCCACACAUCUGGACAUCAACACACACUGUCAGACAUGCAAAGAAGGUCCUCCAGGAUCUCUGGUAGUGUUGAUCUCUGCUGCUGCUGCUGGAUCUCUGUUGAUUAUUUCUGCAGUCGGGAUCUUCUGCUGGAAAUGCAGAAAAACAGAUCAAAAAGGCAAGUGUCACCUACUGCUUUAA